GCUGGCCACCCACCCUCUCAUGUGCCACAGUGUCAGCCUUCAUAGGUGCUGCUCGCUAACAGCACUUUUCCCAACAAUCUGUUUAAGGCUGCACAUGGGGACCUCUUUGUCUUCGCGUGGCGUGUGUUGCCUCUGCAGGCCACCGCACAGGGUGGAGGCCCCUGGGCGUGGGGACAGUGGCUCCACGGUCUGGAGCACGGGCACCAGCACUCAGGACUCCCUUGGCGUGCCGUCUCCCUCUUUCUCUCAGCUGUCGACGAGCCCAGACACGGGCCUGAGCGUGCUCAGCAGCUCGGUGUCAUCGCCGACAAUCUCGGACACGCGGAGCCCACUCUCUACGCACUCGUCCCACGGUUCCCCGGAGCAGGACUCCCCGCUGCCCAGCCCCGACGUGGCCACCUCGCAGGGCUUUGUCUCCCCGAUCCCCGCCUUCCCCUCGAGCCGCAGCAACCCCCUGCCCUUCACCACCGACCGGAGCGGACUUCCUACUGCGGGCGUCUUCGCGGUGAUCGGCACCCCGCUGCUCGCCAACGGCGCCACUGCCCCUGCCGCCACCGGCGGCUUCGCGAGUCGACCGUCCGGCACCCCAUCGCAGCAGGACGAAGAGAUGGAGGUGUUGUCCGACACGAGCGCCCAGGCACAGGCGCCCGUCUUCCUGUUCCCCAUAGCACCCGCGAGCGCCGCGCGAGAGCUGGAGCGUGGUUCGACCCAGCGGGAGGCGGCGGAGAGGGAGAUGGCAGAGGCCGAGCUGCUGUCCUACAGCGAGAACCUGGAGAACGAGGCAUACCUCCCGGCCAUGGAGGUGCUCCAGGUGGACAUGAUAAUGCUGCCGAGCAAAUAAUACAGGCCACUCCAGAGAGGAUCAUGCAGGAGAACUUCACACCCAUAGAUUCCCCCUCCGAGAAAGGCAGGGAAACCACGCCAUCAACCAAACCAUGGCCUGGCUCGCUGGCUACCUAGGGGACGUCGACCACCUGCCCAACCUAUCCCAGCACAGAUCCCUGUACAAUGAACCGCUGACGCCCGCCUCCAACACCAGCCUGAGCCCCGUGGGCUCCCCGCUCAAUGAGAUCGCCUUUGAGUGCGUGGAGACCCCCACCGCAGCCGACUGGUCGGCCUUCCUCAAUGCCUCCACCAAUGGCAAGAUGGAGAACGAGUUCUCUCAGCUGACACUCUCUGACCACGAGCAGCGGGAGCUCUACUAGGCGGCCAAGAUCAUCCAGACGGCCUUCCGCAAGUACAAGGGACGGCGUCUAAAGGAGCAACAGGACAUGGCUGCAGCUGUUAUCCAGCGAUGCUACAGGAAGUAUAAACAGCUGACAUGGAUAGCGCUGAAGAACGAUUUUGGAAAGUAGACAUUUUCGAAGGAAUGAAGGAAUUAAAGCAAGCGCGAGAAGUGGAAAGUCCUCAGAAGCACAGCCUGACAACCUAACAGCCCCGCUGGUAGGACGCCACUCAACCAUCUCGUGCUAGGCCAGGCCUGGGCUCUACUCCCCCACCUACCACACCUGUGUCAGAUCCUAAAACCCUGUUGCCACCUCGUCCAGGGUGGGCUGUUCACGCUGGAUCUUUUUACUUGCGUUUAAGUGAACGUCACGUGCCUUACGUUACGCGAAACGUGCUCACACCACCGCGUGGAACGUAACUCGCCCCCCUCGUGCGUUAGGCUGCUCCCUGUGGUAUAGCACAUGGUACGUGGUGGGUGACGACUGCUUCAGAGCACUUGAGCCCCCCCCCCCACCUUCUUUGCUCUACCCCAUAACCUCGAUUAGCUGCCAGGCUCGUAUCCUCGGCAUUCUAAAACUUCAGCCCUAAGCGAACGGUUUUAGGGGGCACGUAAACUCUUCAUCCUAACCCCCCUCCUCACCGUGACGUCCCUGAAGUGAGGCUUAAGUGGCCAUUAGGUUACAUUGCGUGUGUUAAGCGAUCCAGUGUGAACUCACCGUAACUCUUUAUCUGCUGUCUUUUUAACUUUGUAACCCUUUCACUGGUGCCCCCCCCACACCCAUGCACCUAUAUCCCUGGAUGUCUGAAUUACACUCGUGUGUGUAGCCACUGGAAUGUCGCACAGAGUAAACCGAUGUCUCUUCUAAACUACUGGGUGAAAUAAUGUGUACCAUACAUAUUAAAGAGCUUGAUUACUGUGUAAAUGUUUUCAUAACACCUACAGUCCUUUUCGAUUUAAAGCUUUCGUGACUGCAAGGAUUCAUCUU
Molecule: messenger RNA, 2213 nt
Organism: Petromyzon marinus (sea lamprey)
Lineage: Eukaryota; Metazoa; Chordata; Hyperoartia; Petromyzontiformes; Petromyzontidae
Source: RefSeq, a predicted model, not a curated record